Molecule: messenger RNA, 633 nt
Organism: Suillus subalutaceus
Lineage: Eukaryota; Fungi; Basidiomycota; Agaricomycetes; Boletales; Suillaceae
Product: glutathione S-transferase
Exons: 5
Coding region: 1-633 (210 amino acids)
Cellular component (GO): cytoplasm
Molecular function (GO): glutathione transferase activity; glutathione binding
Source: RefSeq, a predicted model, not a curated record
AUGGUCAAGUUAUACGGUUUUUCCUCUUCCACAUGCACGCGCCUUGUCGCUCUCGUCUGCAAGGAGAAGAAUAUCCCAUACGAGUUGAUCCAAGUCAACUUGGCCAAAGGUGAACAUAAGCGACCGGCUUUCACUGCGAAUCAGCCUUUCGGACAGGUCCCAUACAUCGAUGAUGAAGGGUUCAUUCUAUACGAGUCCCGCGCGAUUGCAAGAUACCUCAUAAAGAAACACCCCAACGAGGGCACUCCCUUGAUUCCCAGCGACCCCAAGGCUGAAGCCCUGUUCGAACAAGCAGCCUCGAUCGAGGCGUUCAACUUCACCGCCUUUGUCGCGCCAAUUGUCGCUGAAAAAGUGUUCAAUCCGCGCCGUGGUUUACAACCAAAUGAAGAGCGUGUCAAGGAGCUGUUGGCCAGUCUCCAGCCCAAGUUGGACGCAUAUGACUUGAUCCUUAGUAAACAGAAGUACCUUGCUGGUGACUUUGUCACGCUCGCCGAUUUGGCGCACUUGCCAUAUGGCACUGCGUUUUACGGAGCUGGCUUUGCUGAGAUGUUUGAGAGCAGGCCUCACCUUGCUAGGUGGUGGAAGGACAUCUCUAACAGGCCUGCUUGGCUCGCCGUCAAGGAUGGCGCGUGA